UUGUGGAUAACAGUCAGACAGAAAGUGCAGCAGUUCUUAAAUGCUGCUCGUAUUGGGAACCUUGAUCUUCUUAAGAACAUAGCAGCGCAGCUAGAUGAGGGGAAAGGAAUGUUGAAAACCGUGGCAGAUAUUAAGGACGCAAAUAAACGAGGGGCUCUUCAUUUUGCAGCAAGAGAGGGGAAGACUGAAGUCUGCAAAUACUUGUUGGAGGAACUGAGGCUAGAUGUCAACACCAAAGAUGAAGAAGGUGAAACUCCUGUUCUUCAUGCUGCCCGACAAGGACAUGCAGACACUGUCAAGUACCUUCUUGACCAUGGUGCCAAUCCUGCUAUACCCAGUGACUUAGGGGCCACUGCCUUGCAUCAUGCUGCAGGAAUAGGAAAUAUUGAGUUGCUGAAAGAAUUACUUUCUAGAGAUGUUGAGGUUGAUUCACAAAGUGAUGCUGGUACUCCUCUGAUCUGGGCUGCUGGUCAUGGCCAGCAAGAUGCAGUAAAAGUUCUACUAGAGCACCAUGCUAAUCCUAAUGCAGAAACUGAAGAUAAUAUCACUCCGCUAUUGUCAGCUGUGGCAGCUGGUUCUCUAGCAUGCUUGGACUUGUUGGUGAAGGCUGGUGGAAAUGUGAACGUUACUGCUGGUGGAGCAACUCCCUUACACAUUGCUGCCGAUAAUGGAAGUCCAGAAAUUAUAAACUGCUUAUUGAAAGCUGGAGCUGAUCCUAAUGUAAUAGAUGAGGAUGGUCAAAAGCCAAUACAGGUUGCAGCUGGAAGAGGCAAUCGUAAGGUUGUUGAGAUCCUUUUUCCCUUGACAUCAAAGGUUGAGACCAUUACAGAGUGGACAGUUGAUGGAAUUCUUGAAUAUAUGCAGUCUGAAACUGGCAAACAACAGGAAGGAAUCAGAAAUCUGAAGGAAGUCCAAUCCCAGGAAGCAACAGGACCCAAGAAGGAUCUUCCUGAGGUAUCACCUGAAGCAAAGAAGAAAGCUGUAGAAGCAAAAUCAAGAGGACAUGAGGCUUUCGAAAGAAAGGAUUACCAUAUGGCUAUAGACGCUUAUACUCAGGCUAUUGAUCUAGAUCCCACCGAUGCCACAUUUUUUUCAAAUAGAAGCCUUUGCUGGUUACGUCUUGGCCAAGCUGAGCGUGCAUUGGUUGAUGCAAAGGCGUGCAGAGAACUAAGACCAGAUUGGCCCAAAGCUUGCUAUCGGGAAGGUGCAGCUUUGCAGCUGUUGCAGAGGUUUGAUGAAGCAGCCAAUGCUUUCUAUGAGGGUGUGAAGCUUGACCCGGAAAAUAAGGAGCUUAUAAGUGCUUUUAGGGAAGCUGUUGAAGCUGGGAGGAAGUUUCAUGGCACAGAUAAGGAGAAAUCGUAGUUUCCGCCAUGUUUGAGAGAGAGAGAGAGAUAGAGAGAGAAUGAAAUAGCGAAAAGAAGACUGGAAAAUUUUGUUUGAUCUUAUUUUCUUUUCCAUUUCUUGUGAGAAACUGUAAGCUUAUCUCAGUGCUAUUGGGUUCCUGUAAUUUAUCCAA
Messenger RNA from Carica papaya (papaya), 1516 nucleotides. The record is from RefSeq and is a predicted model, not a curated record. Lineage: Eukaryota; Viridiplantae; Streptophyta; Magnoliopsida; Brassicales; Caricaceae.